GGGCUGACAGAGGUCGCCGACCCCGGCCUUCGCCGGCGCAGCCCCGGCUCCCUCAGGUGCAGGAAGCACCUGGGUGGAGGCCUCCUCCAGGAGAGCCAGAGAUGGCAUCAGUAGACUUCAAGACCUACGUGGAUCAAGCCUGCAGGGCCGCUGAGGAGUUUGUCACCGUCUACUGCACCACCAUGGAUCAGCGGAGGGGUCUGCUGUCCCGCCUCUACAGGGGCACAGCCACCCUGGUGUGGAAUGGAAAUGCCGUUUCAGGACAAGAGUCCUUGAGUGAGUUUUUUGAAAUGUUGCCUUCCAGUGAGUUCCAAAUCAAUGUGGUUGACUGCCAGCCUGUCCAUGAUGAAGCCACCCCAAGCCAGACCACAGUCCUCGUUGUGAUCUGGGGAACAGUGAAGUUUGAAGGCAACAAACAAAGGGACUUCAACCAGAACUUCCUUCUGACUGCCCAGGCCUCACCUAGCAACACAGUGUGGAAGGCAGCAAGUGAUUGCUUCCGGUUCCAGGACCGGGCCAGCUAG
Molecule: messenger RNA, 524 nt
Organism: Eptesicus fuscus (big brown bat)
Lineage: Eukaryota; Metazoa; Chordata; Mammalia; Chiroptera; Vespertilionidae
Product: NTF2-related export protein 1-like
Exons: 1
Coding region: 102-524 (140 amino acids)
Biological process (GO): protein import into nucleus
Cellular component (GO): nuclear pore central transport channel
Source: RefSeq, a predicted model, not a curated record